Molecule: messenger RNA, 2314 nt
Organism: Ahaetulla prasina
Lineage: Eukaryota; Metazoa; Chordata; Lepidosauria; Squamata; Colubridae
Gene: GDF15
Product: growth differentiation factor 15
Exons: 2
Coding region: 41-1129 (362 amino acids)
Biological process (GO): SMAD protein signal transduction
Cellular component (GO): extracellular region
Molecular function (GO): cytokine activity; growth factor activity
Source: RefSeq, a predicted model, not a curated record
AGGGAAAUUGCCCCAAGACGUGGUCAUCGCAAUAGGCACAAUGCCAGCCUUUUUCUCAGGCUACUUCAGGAGUCUCAUCCCCGGUCUGGGAACGGUGCUUCUGCUUUUCAUAUCCAGGGUGGAUCCAUGGCCACACAGGGGUCAUGACUUCCAGCUCCAGAUAGAAGCUGUUAAGCAGAGCAUCCUAGUGAGGUUGGGCUUGGAGAUGCCUCCAAUCAUCCGGGGCCCCGUGGAUCAAGAAGAGAUCCAGAAGGCACAAUUGCACUACCAGGAAUUGCUAGCACAGCUCCAGGCAAAUCGAACGAAGCUGCCACCAUCCACCACUCUUCACCUUUUGCAGCCUGAAUUUGUGCACACUAAUGAGUCCACAUCUGGAAAUCUUCAAGCUGCAGCACAUGUGCAUCUGGAAUUCUCCAGGACAUCAGAACUUCAUCAGAACCUCAGCGUUCUCCGGGCUGAAUUGACUCUCUUCAAAGAAUGGCUCGAUUCUCCCAGCAACGCUCUGUCCAAUGUAACAUGGCCAGUACGUGUGAAUCUCUACCGACUGUCCAAAAGGGAAAAAGUAACCCCCGAGCUGCUCACUUCCCAAGAAAUUUCAAGGACUUCACCAAGCCUCAGUCUGAAGGGUGUUGUAGAACAAUGGGUAGGAAGCUCGGAGCCCAAGCUGAAUCUGGGCCUGGAGUUUAGGUCAGACGAGGCUGCGUGGCUGGCUACUAGCGUGGCAGAAGAAAGGGCAGGAAUGCCAUCCUUAACGAUAGAGGCUGAAACUCGAAAGGCAGUAAGAAAGACCAGGCAGCUUGAUGAGGAAGAAUGCAGGAAGGGUGAUGGGAAAUGCUGCUUGAGGUCUCUUAAGGUCUCCUUCGAGGCCAUUGGGUGGUCGGACUGGGUGGUGGCUCCGCGAAGCUACUCUAUGAAGUUCUGCGAGGGCUCCUGCCCGCACAACUACAAACCAGCCAGCAUGCAUGCCCAGAUCAAGGCCAGGCUGCACAGCCUUUCUGGGGAGACGCCAGCCCCAUGUUGUGUUCCCGCUGCCUACGAGCCAAUGGUGCUUAUGCAUUACGGCAAUGAUGGGAAUGUGGCCACCCAACUCUUUGAUGACAUGAUUGUUACACGGUGUCACUGUGCAUGAAGGUUGGGGAGGGGGAAUCUGGGAGGAGAGGCACCCCGUUUGCUUAAAUCAAAGAGUUCAAAAGUAAUGGACAUUUUUUUUAAUGAACUCAUAUCGAGUUGAGCCCUUUUUGGUGUGAAAGUGGAUAUUUUCUCGGGAGAAUAAGCGUCUUAUUUACAUCCCGAGGACCCAGAUUGUUGGGGGCAAUAUGCUGACUCUGUUAAGCCACCUAGAGAGGGCUAUAAAGCACUGUGAAGCGGUAUAUAAGUCUAAGUGCUAUUGCUAUCCUCUCUGCGAAUGACUUUCAUACAGCAAUUACUCAAGACCCAAAUUGGCUGCUUCUUUAGCAGCAUUUUUUUCUUCUUCUGAAAACUGGGCCAUCUUCCUCCCAGCCAAUCAUCUCAGUCUAUCAGGGAUCAUGACCCUGCAAGGCCAAUCAGAGAGCACAGGAUGAUAUUCCAGUGUCGCUGAUCAUCAUUUAUCAGUGAAUGAUAGAAAUGGAAAUCACAUCUUCAGGUUCUGAAUCUGGAGAAAAGAGCUGGAGGAUUUUUUUGAACAAAACGGCUGUGCUGCCGUGAAGAAAUCCUGGGCUCAAGCUCAGAAUGAUGAUUUAAAAUUUCCCAUUGGAUUUAUGUUUAUGCUCUUUUUCCCCCCUAAUUGCGUCUUUUUUGUUCUGUCAUACAGAAUUCCUCCAAUGUAUGCCAUAACUUAGGGGUCUGCAAACUUGACUCUUUUAAGACUUGUGGACUUCAACUCCCAGCAAAGCUGGCUGAGGAACUCUGGGAGUUGCAGUCCACAAGUCUAAAAAGAGCCAAGUUUGCAGACCCCUGCCGUAACUGAAAGCCCCCAAAAUACUUCUUUCUGUUUCUUCUUCCUUUUUUUUAUCACAAGUAGGUCACAUAUUUUGUAGGAGGGGAUACAGAUAAUUUCAGGCCUCCUUCUGGAUUUGUAAGGAACAUGCACUUUACCAACCAAAAUAUUAAGUAAUAAUGUUCAUAAGGAAUAAAUCUGUGGACUUUUUGAUGGGCUUUGGGGAGGAGAGGAAGCCGAUUGUCGCUCUGCCCUGCAAGCACCCCUAUGGAAAAUCAACUUGUUCCAUUGUUCUGACAUUUUUAUCCUGUUGUCUUAUUUAUUUUAACUUAUUCUUGUUUAUAUCAAUAUGAUUUUGUUGUUCGUUUAUAUUAUUUAUAAGAGAAGAUUUAUUUG